AUGUCGUCGCGCGCGCAACCGACACACGCGGCGCGACGAACGCGCGCGGUGACGCGCGCGCUGGCGCUGCUGUGCGGAUCACUGGGCGCGAGCGCGCGCGAAGGGUACGCGUAUAGCUUUUGCCCGCGCGAGUGCCUGGCGCAGCGGUCGUACGGGACGUGCGAGAUCGAUGAGACGUGUCGCUGCCGCGCGGACCGGGACGGCGUCGACUGCGGCGCGGCGAGAGACGCGGUGGAGACGUUCGAGCGCGUCGUCGAGGUCGAUGGAAGGACGGUGCGGGAGACGUGGUACGCGGCGAUGGCGCCGGUGAUGGCGACGGGGGUCGGGGCGGCGCCGCGGGAGGUGACGUGCGCGACGGCGCGCGCGGCGGGGACGCGAGAAGUCGUCGCGAUGGGCGGGCGAGACGCGCUGUGCGUGGAUCAUUACGCGCGGUUGGGCGAUGCGAGCGCGCGGGCGUGGAACGCGAAUGAACCCACGCGUUGGCCCGCGCGGCCGCAGGCGAAUGGGACGAUCGUGCUCGACGUGGAUGAUCCUGUGCCAAACGGAUGGAAGGGGUCGUGCGGGCAUCCGCGCGGCGACGCGGCGACGAGCGACGGGUGGUCGACGAUAGCCAUGCGCGGACCGAUCGUCGUCGCGAGCGCGACGAGUGAUGUGAUAUACGCCAUCGCAAACGCGUGGGUGCGAAGGGCGGGGCAGCCAGUUGAAUACGGUUACGUCGUGUGGUCAGAUUUGGCGUCGGGCGGCGGGACGAUUAGAAAUCGUCACGAGAAAACCACGGAUGGAUACAUCGUCGACGUUGCGGCCAUGGGCACGGACGAUGAUUUGAUUUUAAAAGUAACACCCACAGCGGUGAGCGCGCUUGGUCGCGUGCUGGUGUAUUCGAGCGGUAUCGACGCAGCGCCGAGCGCGAAGGAUAUAUCGUUGCCGACGCUGCGCGCGGCGUGCGAGGCGUGCCACAACAGACGAGACGCAGGUAAGUUCACCGAGGCGGUCACGGUCGGCACAACUGGUGGUGGCGUCGAUAUGUUUCUCGCAGGUCGCGCGAAGGCUAGUUCGGCGCAAGAUUAUCCCGCGAUUGUUCGCCUGAAUCCGUACUCGAGCGAGAGCGUAAUCGCGGCGGAUGGGGAGCUGUACUUUAAAGACGCCACCGCCAUCGACGCGGCGUGCGAAGGUCAUUCUUUGCUUUCGUCGAGCUAUCUCGGAAGGUAUACCGCGUUUACCGCGCUCGGAGUGAUGGGAGAUUAUGCUUACGUCGCGACAUCGAGUGCGCCUUACAACGGCGCGAUGUGCGGCGCAACGUGCGUCAGUCGCAUCUCGUGCGUAUACCGGGUUAGAAAAUCAUUCAACAACACGAGCUCGGCGAUAGAACACGUCAAGUUAGGAACGAGUGGUAGUUUAGUUAGGGAUGCGCUCGCCAUCGAGACAGUGAGCGAUGGGGGUGCGAGUGGAGGGACGCUGUACGUCCUCACGAGCCAGGACGCGUCAGACGUGAAUGCUCCGACGCGCAUAGUAAAAGUCAAAGUAUUCCCGGAUGCCAACUGCGUCGGAUCGGCGUGCAUGGAAGUUCAAGGGUCGACGGCGUCGACAAGACCGAUCGGUGCGAUGACGACGAUCCCAAGCAUGGGUGCGUUGUUCACAGGGACGUACAAUGUUUCGGACGCAGAAAUCUCGUACCAAAGCUUCUCCGUGACAGAAAUCGAUGAUAUUUCCCCUUCAAGAGGACCCAAGGCGGGUGGGACAACGCUCACGAUUCGUGGUGUUGGGUUUCCAUACGACUCUUCCUGGGCCCCGGACGACACUCUGUCGCACCGCGUGGCGUGCCGAUUUUUGAACGACGGUUCGCCCGUGUAUGUGCCAGCCAAACUGGUGAAUUCGACAACGAUCGAAUGCGAUGCGCCGUCGUACAGUGCGUUCGCGGCGACCGGUACGUACAUAUCGGCCGUCAGUAUCAGUUUUGAGGGUUAUCCGGACGAUCGCAGCGCGCUCGCGACGUUUUUUGAAAACUCUAUAUGGGUCGGCGGAAUGGCAAAUUACAUGUAUUACGACCCGCCGAAUCUCGUCGCGACGUCGGUAACGAAUUCACACGUGCCUUCGGUGCUAUUUACGGGAGAAGUACCGAAUGGGGAUCCAGCGGUAAUUGCUAUCGAUGGCGGUCCAUUCGUCGACGGCGUGCUCAAAUGUCGAUUCGGCGCUCAGAGCGUGUUGGACGCGGCGUACGUCAACUCGACACGCGUCACGUGUCCCCUCUGUCCUUCGACGAGCGCAAACGGAUGUGGAGACUACCACGUGAAAAUGCCGUGGUUGUUAGACCCGCCACCGACGUCGGUGACGGUGGAUUUUAGCAUGAAUGGGGUGGAUUAUCAUACCGGCGUCGCCCUAGCGCUGCAUAGAACGCCGAAUGGUCUUCGCGUGACGCACGCGCGACAAAACAUCGCUCACACUGCGUAUGAGUCAACGAAAGAUGCUGGCGCGUCGACAAUGACGCUCGACGCGAUGACGGUGAACUUGGUGGAUAACAGAGGCACCGUCAUCGCGGAUGAUCUUGGCGUUGGCGGGACGCGGGGAUUUAAAAUCACGGCGACGCUAAACACCUCGCUCUCCACGGAUACACCAGGGGUGACGAUGACGACGGUGCCGUCCACCAUCACCACUUUGGAUGGUAAGGCAACGUUUCAAUUACGUUUUAGCGCACCUUUGCGGAUGGGUAAUUAUGUCGUCGAUGUCAUCGGUGAAGACUGCACUGGUUCAAGUUGCAUUGCCCUUGCGAUGGCGACGACGUUCCAUUUCACCGUCGUGCCUGGAGCGCCUGUAGGAUUGGCCGCGAUACCGAGCUCAACAAACACAUUGGUGGUGCCCACUAAUGAGGAAUCCGACGUCGGCGUCGUAAACGUGUACGUGUUAGACGCCGCAGGCAACAGGUUGCACAACUUUGACGAAGUUUCGCACUCAAUCUCGGUGACAUCUGUGGACGCGUCAAACGCUCCGCGAACCUCUGGAUCGAUUAUCAAUGGCUCCACGACAGUGUCUACGCAUCGAGGCGUGGCGGUAUUCCGUGACUUGAAGCUUCUCAAUCCUGCACCGAUCGGUGCGAGAACACCCGGUAAAACGAUAUUCGUAAACAAUCUAACCUACCCUGCGGCGUCCAGGGGAGUAAACGAUGCGGACGCGACGUACAGAUUUCUAUUCUCUGCGUCCUUUGGUUCGGCAAUAUCCGCAUUCACCACUGUGGUCGGUCGACCGAGAUAUUUGGAGAUAGAUAACCAUAUCGUGCCCUCAAUGACGACGUCUUCAACGACGCUGACCAUCCCAAACGCGAUCACGGUGCGAUUGUACGACGCUGGAAAUAAUUUGAUCACAUCGCCGCCGGAGUCUGGUGCCUCGGUUGACGUUCGGGCAUACGGCGACUCUUUCACGCUCGAACCGACUUCCACGACGAGCGUCACGGAUUCAACUGGAACAGCCACUUGGACGUUCGCAGCGAAUAGUAUCACGCUCGAUGUCCAACCGGCUGGGUAUUACGUAAUCGCCUUUUACGCGACUGGUUCGGAUUACAUUCGCCCGGCAAAGCAACUCGUUCAGCUGGUCGAAGGCAACAUCGGUCAUCAGUGGAAACAUACCCUCGAGUUCGGCUCUGACAUACGUUAUGCCGGAUCGUCGACGCCUCUGGGCGAUUUGACGAUUUAUGUGGCGGAUAUUGGGGGAAGCUUCUUGGGCGCGAACGACCGUUAUGAUGCGUCAACGCUCUCGUACACAGUUGAUCGCGCCUUCGCAUGCACCAGCUCGACACUUUCUAUUUCAGGAACGCUCACGGGCAAUACUUUGAGCACUGGGGCCGCCGUACUCACCGGUUUGACUUUGUCUUCCGUCACGCUGGGUGUGCACGGAAUCACGUGUUCUUCGACGACUAACACGCUGAAGGAUAGUUCUGGAAACGUCAUGUCCACGAACACCUCGCCGCUCGUGGAUUUGAACUUCAACAUCACCGUCACGUCAGGCGUACCGAGUAGCUUUGCGCUCACGAACUCCCCAGUGACGACUUACGAACCAGAGUUUGGCGUGAUGAAUAUGUCGACGUUUCGACGUUACGCGGCGGCAUAUUACGUCCCUCUGGAUGCGUUCGAUUUUCAAAUGUACGACGCGCACGCAAAUGGAGUCAAUUACGUUUUAGGGGACACUCCUGUCGUGGCGUACCUUGAGUUCACAUCCGGCGUCUCAAGCGAUGCUAUCGGGGUGAAGAGCGAUUACUUGACGUAUAAUGCCACGGUUGCGACACGACAUGCGUUUGUCAUUCCUGAUCCGCUGGCUGUGUCGACUGGAUUGAGUCCGAGUUUUGACGUCGCGACAAACGCGGUGACUUUCGCGGGAUUGGCGCUUGAACGAGCAAAGGUGGGUACGCACACGCUGAAAUUUCACGUGCCAGCGAUGCCAGCGUUUUCGAAUCUCACGCAGUCUAUCACUGUGACUCUCGGGCGCGCACACCAUCUCGCUAUACGAGCGCCUUGCGAUGAUUAUUACGUGCAAUAUCGCGACACAGGGACAGGAUUGUGUACGACGACAACGACGCUCCUGCGAAGUGGUUCCUCGUGUACUUGUACGCAGUAUAGGUCAGCGGCGCUCGUGGUCUUGAGCCCAAUCGUCAUUGUCGUUAUGGAUGGCGGCGAUAAUUUGGUCGGGAGCGCGUAUUCUCCUACCUGUGUCACCGGCGACGCGAGCUGUGCCGGAACGAUUGAGGCAGUGUUUGACGUCGCCAGGACGAAUCCGUGUGUGUUGUCUGGAAACGCGUGCGCGGCGACACAACCUCAAACGCACACGAAAGCCAUCAGUAGUGGCACAGCGACGUUCAGCGACAUCGCAUUUCGACUUCCAAAGUCCACCAUUCACGGUGGAAAGGCAAUCGUUACCUUUAAAUCCCCCGGUUUGGUUGACGUGGAUGUGUCAUACGACGUUUGGCCGGGCUCUGCCGCGUCGCUCGACGUCGUCUUCCCGGACUCCUUUGAAGGCUUGGUCGGUCAAGUGGGGCUCAAGUCAUCGACUUACACCCUUAUUGGUCGUGCAUCGGAACCGUUCGUUCUGAACGUCGUGGACGCCGCGGGCAACAAACUGCUCGCCGAAGACGGCGUCAAUCGCACUUUGACCAUCUCCGUGGUGGAUAGCACCGCGCAGUUGCUCGGUACGACAAGUAGUACGACAGUCGCAGGGACCGUGGUACUGAGUAAUUUCUAUCUCAGUUCGCCACCACAGGGCACGCAUGUCAUCCGAUUUUCCACGUCUGGCUUGAGCUCGUACGAUAUGACGGUGAAAAUCAUCGAAGGUGUUCCGGCGAAGCUAGAGCACGUCUCAACCAUCGAAACCGUGACUUCAUACAAAUCAAGUGCUCUCAUUUUAUUUGAUGAAUUCACUGUGCACAUGCAAGAUGCUGGUGGGACGUUAUUGGAAAGCAACCAGUUCACAAAGGUUAUCACGGCGACUUUACGUUCCUCAUUCAACUCGACUAGGACGUUUACGACGCAAGCGUACGCUACGAAAUCGGUUACAGCGCCGAUGGGACGAUCCAUCGUUAAAUUUACUGGCAUCACCGCGCAAGCGCUGGAAGUAGGUCAGUAUGUCUUGACAUUUGCAGGCGAUGGGUUGAUAUCGGAUAGCGUGGCCGUGGCAAUCACCCUCGGCGAUGCGAGUCAACUUAAUGUGCCGAGCUCGCGUGGCUAUCCAACUCCAAACGACGCCACGUACAGUCGUCCGACAACGCUCAUGGCGGCACGAGUUCUGAUAUUAGCCCCGUUUGCGGUGACGGUUACCGAUGGUGGUGCAAACGAAGUCACGAGCGCUGACUUUGGGAUCUUGCGACAUGUGAGCGUGGGCAUAAAAUACGUGACGUCGACAACGCAAGACCCAUUUUCGCAGCCGCCCGAAAUCAGCCAAUACGCCACCUCGUCGGGCGUUGGACUAAUCUCUGGCAUCAGGCUCUACAAUCCCGUCGCUGGGACAUAUCGAGUAACUGUGUCGACACCUUCACCCGUGGUCCUCACGCCAUAUUCGUUCGACAUUCUCAUCAAGGCUGGCGAUAUUUCAUCUCUGGACGCGUGCGGUUGCCCAAAUUGCGCUCGCGCUGACGUCACCGUGGAAUUCCCCGUCGGUUUGUGCACAGAUACACGUCCAUACAAAAGUGCAGACGUCGUCGAUCUUACUGACAUUUUUGUCGUCACACGUGACGCCGGUGGAUUACUCAUGGGCUCUUCGUUGGACACCGCCGAAGCCCGCCGAGCCGUCAACGUCAACCUAAAACAGUACGCACUGAGCGCCACAGGAGUGACGACGUCCACCACAACGGUGACGUCACCGCUCAUCGCCGAUGAAACAAGCGUAUCGUGCGCGGACGCCACAAUUGGUUGUUCGCCGAGCAAUUCACGAUCAGUGAGUGUGGGCGCCCUUUACAUCGUCAAUGGUGUAGCGGCGUGGUGCGCCGAUGGCACAGAGAGCAAUCGCGCAAAGAGCUUUUGCUCGCCAGAUAGUAGCGAAGCGAGCGAGAACAAGCUCGCCGCUGAGACCGCAUAUUUACGCUCGCUUGGUGGACUUUCACCUCCGAAUGUCGCUGGCACCACGGGGACUGGUUUGGACUUUUACGGCGUGCGAAGCGACCCUGGAUUUGUCGGCACCGCAACGGGGCUGAAAUUCAUUCGCCCGCUCGCAGGGCGUUACGUGCUAGAAUUUCAGUCUGAAUGUCAAGCCAACGAGUGCACGUCAACGCAAAACUUGGUUCUCAUUGGCGAUGCUCUGGAAGUCAUCAUCGAGCCCGGAGAUCCGUACAGGCUUGAGUUCGGUACGCAGCGCAUUCCAUCGAGCUAUGACAGCAACGUAUCGCUUCCAACGUUUGAAAUCACCGUUUACGAUAUUUCGGGCAACGUCGUGACAAACUCAGUGGAUAAUGUGACGGUAACAGUAACGCCGGCUCCAUAUGCGGUGAUCGGAGGGUCAGAACGCGUCUCGAACGGUCUCGCGACGUUCAAAGAUUUGACAGUCAUCGGUCGGCGCGGGACGACGUACAGUCUUAUGUUUAAGCUUGGCACCGCCGAGCUCAACGUUACCGGUGGACUCACGCUCUUUCCGUGCAGCACAGUAAAGCCACAUUCGCAGUCUACCUCCAAUGGUUCGUGCGAGUGUUAUCCAGGAUAUACGGAAGACGCCUCAGGAUCGGGUUAUCAACCUCCGUCAGUUUCAGUAUCGAGUUAUCCAGGUCUCUACGCUCAAGUCGACCCAUCCAGGAUUUCGAGCUUCAUAACUUCGUUGCGGCCGUACGGUGCGUGUGUGCCGUGCGCGGCGGGUUUUUACAAAACCGGUAGUGGACCAGCACUGUGCGAUGCGUGUCCGAUACGGAUGAACACGUACACCGGCGAAGAUGGCAAACCGCGCCAGAUGCACGUGACUUCGAGCGGGGAAACACUUCCGGGCCAUCUCGCAAACGUGAACAAAACCUCGUGUCAGUGCACACUCACUGGACCGGCGCAAAAUGGAACGACGACGUAUACGCGUUAUUACAGAUUGGAGCCGUACGACGCGUACGAGUGUGGAUCUUGUCCCGAUGGCGCGGUGUGCGAUUCACGAGACAUCACAAAAUUAUCUCUCUCGGAAGGCAACUGGCGCGCCGACGAGACAAAGUUGGGCGUGCUAAGGUGUCGAUCACCGUACAGCUGCAAAGGCGGCGUCGGUGAAGGCGACGAAUUGUGUAACAUCGGUUACUCUGGGACGCUGUGUGGUACGUGUGAUGCGCGAAAAGAGUAUGCCAGUCUAGAAGACUCGCGCUCGCUUGAAACGUCGCUGCGGUGCACGAAAUGUUGGCCAAAAUGGCUAAGCGGUAUGAGCUUGUUCGUCCUCACGAUUGUCCAAAUCGUCUCCAUGUUGUUGAUUUGUCGCGCCGCGCGGAGCGCAUUACCAGCGCAAAUCGUCUACACCAAGGUCAUCGUCUCUCACUUUCACAUGCUUGCAACGCUCGGAACGAUCAACCUCGGGUGGCCAGACGUCGUCGGCGUGCUGUUCCCGCUCGCCAGGCUCACGUCCACGACGUCGAUCAAGGCGUUUGCGACGGAUUGCGUGUCAAAGUGGAAUCACAUUCAGUACACGACGUACAGUUUUGGCACGGUCGGCAUCUUCGCGGCGCUGUGUGUGCCUCUUUAUUUAUACCUUCGCCUGACGGCGUUCUUCAAACUACGAAGUGAGUGGUACGAAAAGAGGCAUGCGUUGGAGUCGGCGUACAUUAACGCGAGAAGGGAGGGCGAAGACGUCGAAGGAUUGCGAUUCCAGUUGGAUCGCAUGAAACGCGCGCCAGAUUUAAAUGAUUCCGAACCGGAUGCGUACAAGUUGCAACUUCUCACAAAGGUGAAUAAAGAAGGAUAUAUUGUCCAGCAAUGGACCGAGGACGAACUCGAAGUGCUCGCGCCGUCAGCGGGCGACAUCACCAACGGGUUGUUUAAAGCCGUGACGCUCGCCAUGUGCUGGUACCCAAUCUUUACCAACAUCAUGCAGAUGAUUCGUUCGACCUCUGUCGAGGGUAUCGGACGAUUUUUGUUCAUCGAUUACAACGUGCGCACUGAUAACGCUCGAUACAAGAUGACGAUGUAUGGAUAUUUCAUUUUAGCCUCGAUAUUCGUCUUCGGAUUUCCGUAUUUCAUCCUUGGAGCGCUGAAACGACAUCGGAAUCAAUUACGCUGGGCAAAGACAAAAGCGCUGUACGGCUUUCUUUACAUCGGAUUCACGCAAGAAAGGUAUUACUGGGAAUUCGUGGUGAUGAUGCGGAAAGGCUUGCUCGUCGCAGCUUCGGUGCUCCUUCCUGAAACUCCGCUUCUCGCGGCGUACAUCUCCAUCGGCAUCUUACAAAGCUACCUCGCGUUGGUGUUGAUUUUGGACAUUUACGAGAAGGAUCAACACCGCAAGGUAGAGAUCGCAUCGCUGACAACAAUUUUGGUGAGUUACAACGCCGGGGCGUUGAUGUCCACGGUGAAGCACCAAGCAGCCUCCGUCAUCGCAGCGUUGCUCAUUUACGCGUUGAAUUUGAACUUUUGUAUCACAGUCUUGCGCUCUGUGCGCGGAGACGUCAAAGACGAGGUCAUCGCGGCUAAGAUAGAAGCUGAGCGAAAAGAAAUCGAAGACGAGCACGCGUACAGACGCGAGGCGGUGAAACGUGCGAUCGUGGAUACCCACGCGGCGUCGCGUGCGUUGCAUCCGCGAAUGGCUGAGAAACUGAUCGCCGCUUUUGACGAUCAAGUGCUGGUAGAAGAGUUAUCUAAAGCCGGUGCGAACGAUUUAAAGCUGAGACAUCUUCAGCUCAGCGUGCAUUUGGAGAGUUUGCGGAACAAAUGGCAAGCACGCAAGUCGUCAAUGGUGGAUCAAUCGGCGCAUCGGGAUCACGAAAUUGAAGCGCUCGCGCUCGAGCGCAAGCUCAAGGCGAUCGAUCACGAGCGCUGGCGCAGGAAAAACACCGCCAUCGGUGGGUCCUCUGAAGAUGAGUUCGAAGUGGCGUCGCACUCGAGCGAGGGUGAGCGCAAAUCUGUGGCGAGCGACGAUUCCGCCUACGCCGCCACAGGAGAAAAAGCAGCUCGUGACAGCGUCGAGGCCCGCGUGGCGCAGUACAACGAAAUCAUCGCGCAACAAUUACGUCUGGCGCGACAAAGCGAGCGAACCGAAAAAGAAUCGAUCGAAAAGCCGGCGCCUUUGUAUCCGCCAGGUUACAUCCCGCGACCGCCGCGACUCCCGGCGCGCGAUUCGGUUUCGUGGACGCCGCCGUCGGCCGAUAUCAUGCUCGAGUCACCGACGAAACCGCCAAGAAAACCAUCGACAUCAUCUAUUACCGCGACGUCGAACGCAGCGUCGACGAGCGUUGAUCCGUUCACGUACGACUACUUUGAAAUGACCAAGAUGCGCGACGAGCUCAGCGCUACCGAAAAGGUCGCCGAGCUCGAAGCCGUGAUGCAAGAAGAAAUCAACGCGACGGCCCACGUCGACGUUACGCACGAUCCAGAGUCUUCAUCUGGUCGACGAAUGACAUGGCGAGAAAAAAUGGAUGACUCUCGCUGGCGAGUCCAACGUCGCAUCGAAAAGCGCGAAUCACGCGCUAUGAUGCGCUCUUUUGGUUUCGGCGAAGACGCGCCGAAUACAACCAAGCUCGCCGGUGGCGACUCCGACUCCCACGGCGACGUGGACGAGUCCAAAGAGUCGCUCGAACUGAGCGACUCCGACGCGCGCGCGAACGACGUCGUCGAACCGCCGCGCCGGAAUAACCGAGCGGCGACCGAGCCGUCGACUGAAACCGCGCCGACGGACCGCCGCGCCGCUGCGCGCGCGCGCGCAGCGCAGCGCGCCAGCCGAAUGCUCUGA
Molecule: messenger RNA, 10365 nt
Organism: Ostreococcus lucimarinus CCE9901
Lineage: Eukaryota; Viridiplantae; Chlorophyta; Mamiellophyceae; Mamiellales; Bathycoccaceae
Exons: 1
Coding region: 1-10365 (3454 amino acids)
Source: RefSeq, a predicted model, not a curated record